AGGCUGUUAUUCGAACGAUUUCGAUUUUUUUAGUGCCAAUGGUGAUUUGUUUUUUUUAAGUGAAUCAUUCUUCGAUUAAUUAAAGGAAGUUGACGGAAGCGACACCAACGGACAGAUUAUUGGCAUUAGACUAGAUAGAAAGAGAAAACAAAAAACAAAAUGGUGGUCAGUACGGAGUCGAGUGGUCCGCCGAAGACGAGGAAAAAGAGACCUGCCGGAAGCAAAAGUCGUCGAUCAUCUUCGUCGUGCAGCGCUGCUUCGGAUGUCGCUAAUCAUCAGCAAGACGCCUACCUUUACGAUCAGCCUCGCAACAUAGCCGAAUCGCUGCACGGAGUCAGUGAGGAAGAUCAUCUUUACGAUGUCGUCAAACCGCGAGGAGAGCCCGCCGGCGAUAACACUUACCAGAACAUCGACAGCCGCGCAGUUUACCAGAACAUGGACGACAUUUACGACAAGCCCGUGCGCAAAGGCAAGAGCAAAAAGGCUUCGCUGGUGGUACAAUCGCACUAUCAGAAUGUGACGUUCGACGAUCAUCACGACGUGCAUGCCAUCGACGAGGGAGACGAUGACGAUCACACAUACCUCAACAUCCGUACUUACGACAUUCCUCGUUCAUCUGCCACCAAUAUCUAUGAUCAGCCACGAAUUGGCGGCAACAACCUCAACCACGUCAACAACAACAACAAUCUGCCUCUGGACAGUGAUUACGACUACCCUAAAGGCUUGAUCCCGCUCUCUGCCCGUCUGCUGCUCAACGCCAGCCGCAAGCACCUCCAUCAUUGCGACGCCGAUUCGCUGGACGGCGAUCAAUCUCCGGACCAUGAUAUCGACGACGGACUAACUGAACUGCGGUCGGGAUCAUCGCCCGACGAAGGCAUCGGCACAGAACUCGAUUCCCCUAAAGGAUUAGGCGUUAUCACUGAAGAGGAACAGGAUGAAGCGCAAGAGGUACUUGGGCUGGUCGAAUCGCCCGAGGAGAAUUGCUACUCGAAUGUCGCAGUGAUCCAGCCGAGGAAAAAGAAGAGCCGAAACAAGUCGACCAGCAAAAACAAAGCGCCUCGUGAGCCGACCGACGAAGCCGUUCCACUCCAACAGACGAACGACAUUAUACCCGUUAAAGAAGGCGAUCCGGCCGCUCAAGAGGAACGGAUUCAAAAGGAUCGGUGCAUCGAAAUUUAUUGCGAAACGCUGCGACAGAGAAACAGUCACAAAACCACAAAGGCCAAUGUUCGUGAAUUAGUGAGCGUGCAGUCAUCGAAGGAUCACAACAUGGAUUACAAUUCAACCAUCCGCCGCAUGAAGAAGUUCCUGCCGUCCGUCAAAGUGUUGCGCAACCAGUUCGAAUCGAAAAGCAUAAUGCUGCAGAGUGACGUUAAACUGAAACAAGGCCGGGCCGCCGUUAAAUUGAGCGACAGCGUCAAAGAUCCGGCUGCGUCCGUCCGCAAAUGGAAGUCGACCAGCAACUUCCAUCAGCAAGAUUCGGCAUCGUCGACGGAGGCCGAACGCAGCCGGAGCAGCAGCCUCGGCAGCCUGGAUGAAAUUACGAGCACGAUAAGCUCGGCCAGCAGCUCAGGCCAGGCCAGUUCGGGUAGUUCAUCCAGCGGCAAUCACUCGUCGGCCAGCAUGCUGGAACACUUACCGAAAAAAGAUCAUUCAUCGUCGGUGAUCAGUUUGAUCCAGCCCAUCAUUCUGAUCGAUAUGAACGACAAGGACAAAGACUACGACAUGUACCGUCCACGCCAUUCAACCGCCCAAUGGAACCCGACAUCACUGCUGGAUGAUUUGUAUCGAAUUCAAGAGCUGAUACCCGAUGAAGCGAAUGGGAAAGAUUAUCCGGCUGCAGUGGCCAUCGAAGGAGCGUUAGAUAAAUUGCCUUCCGGUCGUCGUAAAGCCACGUUUUGGAACGCCUGGAAGCGCAGAUUCUUCCAAGCCAAGGAUGGCUACCUUUACUGUCACCAGAACAGCCAAUCGGAAAAGCCCAACAUUGUGUUCCAGUUGGUUGGCGGCCAAGUUGAAAUCGACAACAACAUGAUCAGCAUCGACGACGGGAAAGGACAUUACAUGGUCGUCAGAGGAAGUACGAAGGCGGAAGCGGAUCGCUGGUAUCAGGCGCUUUUGAGCCACGUGAAUUACAAGGGAAAUUCUUUGCUGCACGCAUACGUCCGACCGCAAGCCAUGCCGAAAGAACCGAAAUUAUUCAAGGACAUUGUCAUUCUUGAUUUAGGCUCAUCGUCCGUCCGAGCCGGCAUUCUCUCCGCCCAAGCCACUCUACCUCAGGUGUUCUUCCCCUCGGUGGCUGCUGUUGAUAAAACUAGCGGUCACUAUGUGGCUUUCGGUACACAGGCCGUUCUGCCCGAGGUGCGAGCCAAUAGCACUCUCGCCCAUCCAUUGCGUUCCCCUAAAAUUUCCAAGUUUAUGUUGGAUAUGGAAGGCGUGGCCGGACUCAUCCAGACGGCCUUCAGGCAACUGAACAUCGAGCCAUCGUCUUACGGAAUUCAGGUGAGCGUACCAAAACACCUGAACCAUGCGACCCAGGCGGAACUGGUCCGUCUCCUGUUUGACGAUUUCGGUCUUCAAGCGGUCAAUCUGACUCACCAAUCGGUUUUGAGUAUGUUGUCGUACAACUCGACAUCAGGCAUUGUGGUGGACAUCGGUGACCGAAUCGACAUUGUGCCCAUCAUGGAUGGCUACAUGCUCGAGUCGAGUGCGUCGCAGGUGCCUUAUGGUGGCCAGCAACUGGUCGACCACCUGCGCCACUUCCUCGUCCAGCAGCGCUGCUCCCUUUUCACCGACGUCGAAUCUUAUUUAAUCCGCCAUGUACUGGAGAAAUUAGCUUACGUGGCAGGUCCAGACACGAACGCCUAUCACACGGAAUUGAGCAAAGCCAAGAGCGAUCCGUCGUCCGUCAGAGACACGGUCGAUCUAAAGCCGUUCAGCAACGGCCAACUGCCUUGGGAGGAAGUUUCACUUGAAAUUGGCCGUUUCCAGGUGACUGAAGGUCUUUUCCAUCCGGAAGCUUGGGGUUUAGAUAACCCGGGAAUCCAGAAACUCGUCCACAAGGCCAUUCAGGAUUGCAGUGUGGACAUCCGCAAGGAAAUGGUGCGCAGUAUUUUCCUAAGUGGAGGUGUUACCCUACUGCCCAACUUUCCAGAACGGCUCGAAGCCGAAAUAGAUCGACUCACGCCGUCGCAUCUCAUCCCUAAAGUUCACGCUUCGCCGUAUCGCUAUCACGCCGCAUUCCUUGGCGCUUGCGUUCUGAGCAAUUCAACGACCUACGAGCAAUCGAAAAUCAGCCGAGACGAAUGGCGGACCAAUGGCGCUGAAACCGUUCGCAAAUGGAAGCCUUAAGAACUUGUUGAAUUUUUUUUUUUUCAAACUCAUUUCUUUAAUUAGAUGAUUAAGUUUUGAUAUUUAAAAAGAUUGUGCUCGUCUUUUCCCACCUUCAAAGGUAAAAUUUCAAAAUGCCCUUAACUUGUUUAAAAAGACGGAACUAGAGAUGCUUUCGAAGAAUAACAUCGCAGAGGUGGUCGGCUCCCUCUUUAAAAGCAACAUUCGAUAAUUGUUUUACACAGUGUCAAUUGAAAACAUGAAUUUCUCAAACUUCUUUUUACUGCAGAGUGUAUCAUACAUACCGCUUCGUUCUAUUGAGAGAGACAAAUAAAAUUGCUUUCGACAAAA
Daphnia carinata is the source of this 3678-nucleotide messenger RNA. RefSeq lists its product as uncharacterized. The transcript has 16 exons. The record is from RefSeq and is a predicted model, not a curated record. NCBI's taxonomy places the organism in Eukaryota, Metazoa, Arthropoda, Branchiopoda, Diplostraca, Daphniidae. The coding region runs from base 160 to 3348 and encodes 1062 amino acids.